Molecule: messenger RNA, 3351 nt
Organism: Erigeron canadensis
Lineage: Eukaryota; Viridiplantae; Streptophyta; Magnoliopsida; Asterales; Asteraceae
Exons: 6
Coding region: 1-3351 (1116 amino acids)
Source: RefSeq, a predicted model, not a curated record
AUGUCAAUUAAUUCUGUUCCUGCAAAACCGAUUAGGGUUCUUAAAAACCCUAAUUCUGAACCUAAUUCUGAAUUUUCUUUUUCACCUUCUGAGAACUUGAAUGAAACACCCUUUGGCUAUGUUGGUGUUAAUGUUAAUGAUAAGGAGGUCAAUGGUGCUUCUUAUGGGUCGAAACAACAGUCACUUUCAGCUGAAGAAUUCAAUCGCCGUUUCAACUUCGAUCUUGAGAAUUUUGAGAAACAAACUUCUGUUAUUGUUGAAAAGGUAUCAAAUUCUGCUCCUACAAGUAGUGAUGCUAGUAAGAAAGUUAGUUUUAGAUUUAUUCCUGUUACCUCUGAAAUUGAAGGAGUUGAUAUUGUAAUUCCUAUUGAUUCUGUUAAGGAGGUCACCAAUAGGUUUUCGAAUUCUUUGUAUGGAUACUUCUUGGGUGACAGAUUAGCUUUUCCAGUUGUUGAAAACUAUGUCAAGAAUACGUGGGCCAAAUUUGGUUUAAAGCGUCUAAUGAUGAACGAUGCGGGUUUUUUCUUCUUUCAAUUUAGCUCUAAGCAAGGAAUGGAACAGGUUCUGGAGAAGGCUCCAUGGAUGAUUAGGUCUACACCACUCUUAUUAAAUGUAUGGACUCCUAAUACAUAUUUGUCAAAGCAGGAAAUCUCUUCCAUCCUUGUUUGGGUUGAUUUAUAUGAUGUGCCACUGGUUGCUUUUACGGAGGAUGGACUUAGCAUGAUUGCUUCAAAACUUGGAAAACCAAAGAUGUUGGAUUCUUACACUAGUCAAAUGUGUGUAGCAUCUUGGGGUAGACAUAGUUUUGCUAGAGCCCUCAUUGAAAUUGAUGCAAAAGAUGAAAUGAAACAUGAACUUACUGUUGCUAUCCCUAAUUUGUCAGGUGAGGGUUUUACAAAACAUGUAGUUACUGUUGAGUAUGAAUGGCAGCCCCCUCAUUGUUCUUACUGUACAAUUUUUGGACAUGACACUAAAUUAUGUCCCCUUGCGGUUAACACGAAGAAGGAGGUUCCAAAAGGGCAAGGCAAAGAUGAGGACGAUGGUUUUAUUAUUGUGAAACGCAAAAGGUUGAAAGGCAAGAAUGAUCAAAAAAAGAUUUGGCCGGCUGAUGGAUUUCGUAUGAAUAAACCAAAACAAAAGAUUGUGUAUCGUGAAAAACAAACAGAGGGGACUUCAAAUCAGGGAAACAAUGGGAAACAAAAAGACGUUGUCAAGGAAAAGAAUGAAGGGACACAUGAUGGUAAGAUAGGUUCGAAUAUAGCGUCUACUUCUCAUAGUAAAGGCACUGUUAAUAUCAGUAAUCAAUAUAGUUCCUUGGCUGAUUUGGAUGAAACUGAAGGUGAGCUCAAAAAGACGAAUGACACUGGAUUUGGCAUGGAUUCGGAUGAUGAUGAAGUCGUUUUUGAUGAAACAACUUCCAACAUGGUUGAUUCUUUAAUGUCUAAGGGGGCAAGCACUCCCGGUAAGGAGGUUUCCAAUGAGUUCCACCUAUCGUAUAGUAAUCUUUCUUCUGUGAGUUCUAAAGUGUUUUCUAAUUGGAGUUGGAUCUCGAACUGUAAUCUGUGUAACAAAGGUACUCGUAUUCUUGUUGGCUGGGAUCUGGGUACUGUGGAUGUGAUGGUUUUGUCUCAAGCUGAUCAAGUUAUCCAUACCCAGAUUCGCCUCAAAGAUGAAAAUAAGAUGUUCAUGGCUUCAUUUGUAUAUGCUCAUAACCACUAUAUUGAUCGUCGUGCUUUAUGGAAUAGCCUUUCUCGGCAUAAACUCUUUGUUUCGGGUAAAGCUUGGUGUAUUCUGGGUGACUUUAAUGCUACCCUUAGUACAUGUGAUACUGCUGUUGGAGCCUCGGGUAUGAAUAUCUCUACGUGGGAAUUUCGUGAUUGUGUUGAAAAUCUUGGUCUUGUGGAUGUUAAUAGAUUGGGGCUGAAUUUUACAUGGAAUCAAAAUCCUCGUGGCUCUAAUGGUGUACUAAGGAAGAUAGAUAGAAUUAUUGCUGACUUUGUUUUUCAGCAAGAUUUUGUUGGUGCUACGGCUAUAUUUAAACCUUAUCUUACCUCUGAUCAUACUCCUGCGAUCCUCAAGCUUCCCACAAAAACCAAGUUCAAACCCAAACCAUUUAGAUUUGCUAAUCUGCUUGUUUUUGAUAAGAAGUUUCAGGAAGUGGUACAACAAGGAUGGAAUGAAUAUAUUGAAGGCUUUAAAAUGUAUAUUGUGGUACAAAAGCUGAAGCUGUUAAAAAAGCCACUUUGGAAAAUGCUUGUGGAUAAAGGUAACCUCCAUACAAAUGUUAUAAAGCUACGCACUGAGCUUGAGGCUGUACAAGUAGCUCUUGAUAACGAUCCACACAAUGCUAAUCUUCGAGAGUACUGUGGUUCCUUUGGAAAUUCAUGGACUUAUUUCGAAGACCAUCACUGCCCAACAGGCGACGUCAUGAUUUCUGAAGUUACAGAUGAAGAAGUGAAACAGGUUGUUUUCUCUAUGGGUGAUGAUAAAUCACCAGGUCCUGAUGGUUCAACUGCUGCAUUCUUUAAGAGUGCUUGGGGUAUCAUUGGCAAGGAUAUCACUGUGGCGGUUCAAGAUUUCUUUCUUUCUAAGAAACUUCUUAAAGAACUCAAUCACACAAAGAUUGCACUUGUUCCUAAGGUUUCGGCUCCUUCUACAGUCACUGAAUUUCGGCCUAUCUCUCUUUGUAAUAUUUUGUUCAAGUGCAUUAGCAAAAUUAUUGCAAACAGAAUCAAAGACUCUCUUUCGGGCCUUGUUAGUAUAAACCAGUCUGCAUUCAUUCCUGGUAGAACAAUAUCUGAUAACAUUCUUCUUACCCAAGAUAUUAUGCACAAUUACCAUCUUAACAGGGGACCUCCGAGAUGUGCUUUCAAAGUUGAUAUUCAGAAAGCGUAUGAUACGGUUGAUUGGGGAUUCCUCAAUAACAUUCUUAUUGCUUUUGGUUUCCCUCAACGGAUGAUUGAUUGGAUUAUGCUUUGUGUCUCUUCAGCUUCUUAUUCGUUGAGUAUUAAUGGUUUUGUGCAUGGCUAUUUUAGAGGUAAACGUGGGUCAGAUGACUUGUUUAUCUUUAUGCGUGGUGAUGUGGAUUCUGCACAGGUUAUUAUAGCUUCUAUUGAUGAAUUUAAAGCUGUGUCUGGUCUUGCUCCUAGUUUACCUAAGAGCACUGCUUACUUUUGUAAUGUUCGUGAUUCAAUUAAGAGGGCUAUUUUGGAGGUGCUCCCUUUUGAAGAAGGAAGACUCCCUGUGAAAUACCUGGGAGUUCCCCUGGUGUCAUCUAGGCUAGUUUUUCAAGACUGUAAACUGUUGGUGGAACAGGGUGAGAUGCAGAAAGGAAAAGCUAAAGUUUCUUAG